CAAUUGUACCUAGGAUGCUCAAUAAUUGUAUCCAAGCUCAUCCUCCUUCCAGAGUUAGACGUAAGGUGUAUGAGUUCUCUUGUCUUUUGCCUGAUACUCUUAAAUUUGAACGAGUUCCCCAUGGGGAUAUCUGGGAAAGUCUAUUCAACAAUCAUAUUCCAGGUAAAGAAGAUAUAGGAUUGUAUUUCUUUACAAGUGAGAAAGAAAGGUUUAAGAGAUAUUUUGCUCUGGUGGAGUUCAUGCGUAGCAAAGAUUUGGUGAUGAGAACACUUAUAAAUGAUGUUGAGCUGCUUAUACUUGCAUCCACAACCCUGUGUAGUGAUUCUCAAAAAUGGAACCGCGAGUACUUCAUAUGGGGAUUAUUUUACCGCAUGGGACAAGACACAGAUGGAUGUGCUAAGGAGGCAGCAACAAAGUGAUUGAUAUCGAGAUAGACAUGCUAGAUGUGGAGAAAAUGUAGGAACGCUGGACAUUGUUGUCUCGAUAAUUACUUUCCGUGUUGAUCUUACUAGUUGAGCAGACUUUUGUUACUUGUAGGACUCUUUUUAUUCAGUUUUAAUAUUAAUUUUAUACUUAUCAGCUUUCUUAUCUUUAGGAGUGUAAUUACGUAGGUAUCUCUAAGUUGUUAUUUAUUUCUCAGCCUUGUAUGUAAUACACUGGCUAUAUAAAGUCCAACACAGAAUAAAAUACAAAUUAGUUGAUCUGCGUCA
Molecule: messenger RNA, 710 nt
Organism: Solanum dulcamara
Lineage: Eukaryota; Viridiplantae; Streptophyta; Magnoliopsida; Solanales; Solanaceae
Exons: 3
Coding region: 15-419 (134 amino acids)
Source: RefSeq, a predicted model, not a curated record